Molecule: messenger RNA, 744 nt
Organism: Pneumocystis murina B123
Lineage: Eukaryota; Fungi; Ascomycota; Pneumocystomycetes; Pneumocystales; Pneumocystaceae
Product: SBDS family rRNA metabolism protein
Exons: 8
Coding region: 1-744 (247 amino acids)
Biological process (GO): ribosome biogenesis; cytosolic ribosome assembly
Source: RefSeq, a predicted model, not a curated record
AUGGUAAUUAAUCAGCCUUCAAACCUUAUAAAAUUAACAAAUGUAUCAAUUGUCAGAUUAAAAAAAGAAGGAAAACGAUUUGAAAUUGCAUGUUAUAAAAAUAAAGUAGUGGAAUGGCGUAAUGGUGUAGAAAAAGAUAUUGAUGAAGUACUUCAGAUUAAUAGUGUAUUUACAAAUGUUUCUAAGGGACAGAUUGCAUGUAUGGAAGAUCUGAAGAGGAUUUUUAAAACAGAGGAUAUAAACGAGAUUUUAUAUGAGAUACUUAAAAAGGGAGAAAUGCAAGUAGGAGAAAAAGAACGGUUAUAUCAAAUUGAAAAUGUGUAUAAAGAUAUUGUUCGGACAAUUGUAGACAAAUGUGUUGAUCCGACGACAAAGAAGGCGUAUACAACAUAUAUGAUUGAAAAGGCGCUUAAGAAUAUUGGAUUUAGUGUAAAUUUGAAUAAGAAUGUUAAAUCUCAGGCUUUAGAUGCUAUUAAACAAUUAAAAAAAAGAAAUGUUAUUCCUAUAGAACGUGCACGAAUGCGUAUUCGUAUAGUUGUUCCAUUAAAAAAGAAUAAUGGGUUAAAAGAAGAAUUAAAACAGUUGAUGACAGUAGUUACGGAAGAGGAAAGAAGUGAUGAAUUACAUGCUAUUGCAUAUAUUGAUCCUGGAGAUUAUAGACGUAUUAUAGAUAUUGUUAGACAAGGAAAUCAUGAUAAAGGUUAUGUUGAAGUUUUGGAUUUAAAAGAAAUAAUUGAUGACUGA